ACGAUGUCUUUUUCACAGCUUGGCUAUCCUUACAACACGUCUUCUCAGUUUUUCGUCUCAGCCACCUCUAGCACCACUUGCUGUGACUCAGGGACCCGAUCCGUCUCCGAUGUGUCCUCGGGAUCUUCUUCCCAAACGGCCACCCUCUGCUGCCCCUCUUACGAGAACAGGCUGUUGGCCGGCUCCAGGACAGACCUCAAUGCGGCGCUGGGGAUGUACAGCUCGCCCUACGCAGCUGCGGCUGGCCAAAGUUACGCCAAUUACCUUCCGUACGGAGCGGAUCCGUCCACACUGUAUACCACGCUGAACUCCCAGUACGACAUCAAGGACGGCGCCUCCGCUUUGCACGCGGGGAUUGCACAGCCCACGGCCGCCGCCUACUACACCUACGAGCAUUCCUUUGGGCAGUACCAAUACGACAGAUAUGGAACAGUGGAUUUUAGCAGCUCAGCCAGACGCAAGAAUGCCACCCGAGAGACCACUAGCACUUUGAAGACGUGGCUGUAUGAGCACCGGAAAAACCCCUACCCUACCAAAGGAGAGAAGAUCAUGCUGGCCAUCAUCACCAAGAUGACCCUCACUCAGGUCUCUACCUGGUUCGCCAAUGCUCGGAGAAGGCUCAAGAAAGAGAAUAAGAUGACCUGGUCUCCAAAAAACAAAGCAGGUGAAGAGAGGCGAGAGGAUGGUAGAAGGAAUGGGGAAGACUGUGGCAGUGAAAAUGAAAGCAAAGAUCCCAAAAGAUGCAAAGAAGAAAAGGAAUUGCAGCUGAGCGAUCUGGAGGACUUGGACGAGGAGGAGGCUGAAAUCAAGCUGGAGGCUGAACCGAAGCAUCCACACCAAGAAGGCCCCGGUGUGGGCAGCACCUUGGCUGAGACAGAAAAAAACAACUGCAGCCUUAGCCUGCCCAACCACUUCCAGGCCUUCUCCUGUGCCAAAGGUGACUCGGCAGUUACAGGGGACUUCCUUGGCCACAAGGGAGGAGCCACCUUGGUGAGUGGCCUUGGAAAUCAUGGACAACCCUACGAAGCCCCUGAGAAGCCCAGGAUCUGGUCCUUAGCUCACACAGCGGGGGCCAAUGUGAUUGUGGGACCCAUGAGCCAUCCUGCUCAAAGGACAGAGAGCCCUGACUGUUUGGUGCUCAGGGGAAGGCCCCCUGGGGCUGUGGGACAAUGCGGUGAAGAGAGGCCCCUGGGCAGCCUUGUGAGAACACAGUCUAUUCAUGACAAGGCCUUGGAGGAGCUGGCCCAACCGACCAAGAUCUUUAAGAAUUCAACCUUCAACCUGCAGUCCAUCUCUUUAAACUAUGCUUCCUAUCCCAUGCUGGGCUCAUGA
Molecule: messenger RNA, 1332 nt
Organism: Zootoca vivipara (common lizard)
Lineage: Eukaryota; Metazoa; Chordata; Lepidosauria; Squamata; Lacertidae
Source: RefSeq, a predicted model, not a curated record